Yarrowia lipolytica CLIB122 is the source of this 2232-nucleotide messenger RNA. RefSeq lists its product as uncharacterized. NCBI's taxonomy places the organism in Eukaryota, Fungi, Ascomycota, Dipodascomycetes, Dipodascales. Gene Ontology annotation, cellular component: cytoplasm. Gene Ontology annotation, molecular function: ATP binding; cysteine-tRNA ligase activity. The record is from RefSeq and is a predicted model, not a curated record. Gene Ontology annotation, biological process: cysteinyl-tRNA aminoacylation.
AUGGACUCCUCCGCCGUUAAACAACCCGAGUGGCACGCUCCGAAAGAGCCCCAGUCUCGUGACACCCUGAAGCUGUACAACUCGUUGACUCGAUCCAAGACUGCUUUUGUUCCCAUUGCUGGCAACAAGGUCACCUGGUACUGCUGCGGGCCCACCGUCUACGACUCCAGCCACAUGGGCCAUGCCCGAAAUUACGUUAGCACCGACAUCAACCGACGAAUUCUACAGGACUACUUUGGAUACGAUGUUCUGUUCGUGCAGAAUGUGACUGACAUUGACGAUAAGAUCAUCAUCCGAGGCCGACAGCAACACCUGUUCCAAAAGUACGUUGAGGAGAACAAGGGUCUGUCUCAGGAGGUGCUGUCAAAGGUUCUCAGCAGCUGGAACGAUUUCGCCAAGGACAAGCUCGGUUACACUGAUGAGGUUGCCGAUUUCGAGAAGUACGUGGAGUCGGAAACAACUAAACUCAAGUCAAUCGAAGACGCCAAGUUCAAGAUGAACCUAGCAAGCGCACAGGCUGCUGCUAAGGCUCUCACCGACAAGACCGUCACACCAGACAUUUUCUACCCUGCUGUCAAGGAUGUUCUUGUGCUCACACUGGAUCAGGAGCAGGGCUCCACCGUGUCGGACCACAAGAUCUUCCGAGAACUGUCUGCGUUCUGGGAGGGUGAAUUCGACAAGGACAUGGCAAAACUCAACGUUCUGGCCCCCUCUGUCACAACUCGUGUCUCUGAGUACGUUCCUGAGAUUGUCGAGUACGUGGAGAAGAUCAUCGACAACGGCUACGCCUACGUCAGCGAUUCCGGCGUGUACUUCGACACCGCUGCCUUCGACAAGUCCCACGACUACGCCAAGCUCCAGCCCUGGAACAAGGGCCAUGCUGACCUGAUUGAUGAGGGAGAAGGUUCUCUUUCCAAUAAGACUGGCAAGCGAAAUUCCUCUGAUUUCGCCCUGUGGAAGGCCUCCAAGCCCGGUGAGCCCUUCUGGGACUCUCCUUGGGGUCAGGGACGACCUGGAUGGCACAUUGAGUGCUCUGUCAUGGCUUCUGCCAUUCUCGGUCCUCAGAUGGACAUUCACUCUGGAGGUAUUGAUCUGGCAUUCCCUCACCACGACAAUGAGCUUGCCCAGAGUGAAGCCCAUUACGACUGCAAGCAGUGGGUCAACUACUUCCUUCACACUGGCCACCUACACAUCGAGGGUCAGAAGAUGAGCAAGUCUCUGAAGAACUUCAUCACCAUUGACGAGGCCCUCCAGACCUAUUCUCCGCGGCAACUCCGUCUGGCGUUCGCCCUUCAGCAGUGGAACAACCAACUCGACUUCAAGUCUGCCCUGAUUUCCGAGGUCAAGUCCGUGGAGUCCACCUUCUCAAAGUUUUUUGCCAAGGUCCGUGCUCUCAAGGGCGAAGUUGAGGACAAGGUUUCAAAGGGUGUUCUUGUUUCCAAGAAGACCGGCCCUGCUGAGCUUGCCCUGCUGAACGCUCUGUCCGACUGCAAGGAGGCCGUUCACAUUGCUCUCUGUGACAAUCUGGCCACACCUGCUGCUAUUCAGAACAUGGUGCAGCUUGUUGGCAAGGUCAACCUUUACCUUGGCGAGACUUCCACCGAGAAUGUGCGAACUGAGAUUCUGGUUGAUGUUGCCACCUUCAUUAGCAAGAUGUUCGCCGUCUUUGGUUUCCGAACUCGAACUGACAACCUGGGUUUCACCGAAGAGUCUUCCGAGGCUUCUUCCGAGGCUCUGAUCAUGCCCUACCUUACCACUCUGCGAAACUUCCGGGACGACAUUCGAGGUAAGGCUAUGGCUCGAGCCGCUCAUCUCGAAUUCCUGCAGGCCACUGAUCAGGUGAGAUUCGACCUGCUUAAGCAGGGCGUUUCCCUUGACGACCGUGGUGUCGGCGAGCCUGCCCUGAUCAAGAUUCUGUCCGAUUCUGAGAAGCUGGAGCUGAUCAAGGCACAGGAGGAGAAGGAGAAGCGAGCUGCGGAGAAGGCUGCCAAGCGAGAGGCCCAGGCCAAGCUGGAGGCGCAGAAGGUUGCCGAGAGAGAGGCCAAGGCUAAGAUUGCUCCCAAGGAUCUGUGGAAGGAUGACCCCGCUUAUUCGCAGUGGGAUGAGGACGGAAUCCCAACCCAUAACGCUGAGGGUGAAGCUAUUUCUAAGAGUCUCAAGAAGAAACUUACCAAACAGCAUGAGGCCCAGAAGAAGCUGUAUCAUGACUACGAGGGACAGAUUUUGGAGUAA